UGCCGCUAGCUGUGUGAUAAGGUAUACUCACGAUUCUCAAUUUGAUUGCUUGUUGAGUCACAGAGUCACACCAAAGUCGAGUAGGUGGAGUAACGGGUUUUGACUGGGAUUCACCGGCGAGUCUCCGUACCCUGCGUCUCCCAACGACAUCUUCCUCUUUCACACUCUCUCUACACAUGUACUAGCCCUUCGACUCGUGACUCCAGCCUGGACAGUUUCUGUACGCAUUCAGAUUCCAUCUCGCUAAUCGAAUCUCGGAUCACAAUAAGCCCCGCCCCCUCAGCUCAUCCGCAUACGUGAUUGUCAUCCCUCCUCCCUCUGCAGCAUUCGCCCCAGCAGCACCCCUCAAGCAUGUCCGACCCCUCCUCGUCCACGUCCUCAUCCACAUCCAGCGGCCCCUCUAAUCGAAAUCCCACCCACGUUCUCCCAGCUUCAAAACCUGAGCAACAACAACAAGCAGGUGUGGGAGAAGCGCUCAAGAGUUUCAGACCUGCUCAAGCUGCAAACCGAUUGAGUUCUGGAAGGGUUCAUUGCGCCAAGCAGAGCCUGCUUUUGGGAACGGCUACAGCUGCGGGUGUGGGGGGAAUCAGCGCUUUGGCCGGAAGGGGCCCGAAGAGGAGCUUAAAUUGGGGCAUAGGAGCAUGGUUCUUGAUCACAAUCAGCAGCUGGGAGCUGUGUAGACGGUCUAGAGCAGCAGAGGCACAAAGGAUGAAGAUUGCCAUAGAAGCCUUCAGCAAAAAGAGGGCUGCUGCGGCAGGUACGAGCGGCGGGGCAGGAGGGACGUCUGCACCAUCAUCGCAGAGGUGAAGAGCAAUCGCAAUGCAUAGGAAUCAGAAGGCGACCAGCACGUCACAAGCCUUCGCGUCUUGUUUGAAGCUGCUCGGGGGGUCAAAAAGCUGCUUCCAGCGGGCUUCCACCGGACGAGAAAAUGGAAUGGGGAUAUCGAUUGGCGGACGAAUGACGUCGUUGGAGAUGGGUAAGAUACAGCUGAUACGUGGAUGCGGCGAGAAGGUUCGAUGAAAGGGCAGCGAUGUAGGAUGGGCAGCAGCAACAGCGCGGAAGCGGAAUGAUAUUGAUAGAGAGGGCGAAGGCAGUGGCACAAAAUUCGUCGAGAGCCGCAGGUGAUCCGCAAAUUCGUACGACUCGACCGAA
Molecule: messenger RNA, 1152 nt
Organism: Ceraceosorus guamensis
Lineage: Eukaryota; Fungi; Basidiomycota; Exobasidiomycetes; Ceraceosorales; Ceraceosoraceae
Exons: 3
Coding region: 352-807 (151 amino acids)
Biological process (GO): mitochondrial respiratory chain complex IV assembly
Cellular component (GO): mitochondrial inner membrane; mitochondrion
Source: RefSeq, a predicted model, not a curated record